Molecule: messenger RNA, 1047 nt
Organism: Stegastes partitus (bicolor damselfish)
Lineage: Eukaryota; Metazoa; Chordata; Actinopteri; Pomacentridae
Product: sodium/potassium-transporting ATPase subunit beta-3-like
Exons: 7
Coding region: 1-1047 (348 amino acids)
Biological process (GO): sodium ion export across plasma membrane; intracellular sodium ion homeostasis; potassium ion import across plasma membrane
Cellular component (GO): sodium:potassium-exchanging ATPase complex
Molecular function (GO): ATPase activator activity
Source: RefSeq, a predicted model, not a curated record
AUGUCGUCCAGCCCGCAGACCCAGGAGCCGAACCCGGAGCCGAACCAAGAGCCGAACCAAGAGCCGAACCAGGAGCCGAACCAGGAGCCGAACCAGGAGCCGAACCCGGAGCAGACAGAGGAGAAGGAUGCGGCGAAGGAGGAGGUGAAGGAGGAGGUGAAGGAGGAUAAGACCGAGGAGAAAACGGAGGAGAAAACGGAGGAGAAAACGGAGAAGAAGGAGGGGAAGAAAGAAGAGAAAAAGGAGGAGAAGAAAGAGUCCUGUAGAGAUUUCAUCUACAACCCGAGGACCGGAGAGUUCCUGGGCCGAACCGCCAGCAGCUGGGGUCUCAUCCUCCUCUUCUACUUCGUCUUCUACGGCUUUCUGGCAGGAAUGUUUUCGCUCACGAUGUGGGUGAUGUUACAGACACUCGAUGAAAACGUCCCCCGUCAUCAGGACCGGGUCUCUAGUCCAGGUUUAGUGGUUCGUCCUCAUGCAGUGGAGAUCUCCUACAACCGCACCGACCCAACAAACUACAAUCAGUACAUCCAGCAACUGCACGAACUCCUGCAGUAUUAUAAUGACAGCAUUCAGGAGCAGAACGACUUGUGUCUGGUUGGUGAAUACACCGAGCAGGAUGCUGAGCCCAUAAAGAAAGUCUGUCAGUUUAAACGCAGUACGUUGCGUCAGUGCUCUGGUCUGCCCGACACCAGCUUCGGGUACGAGGAGGGGAAGCCGUGCAUCAUUAUCAAGAUGAACCGGGUCAUUGGCCUGAAACCAGAAGGAGAUCCCUACAUCAACUGUACUGCCAAGAGAGACACUCCAUUACAGAUGCAAUACUUCCCACCUGACGGGCGUCUGGAUAAAAUGUUUUUUCCGUACUAUGGCAAGAAAGCUCAUCCAGACUACGUGCAGCCUCUGGUCGCAGUGAAGUUGUUGUUAAGAAAAGAAGACUACAACAUCGAGCAGACGGUGGAGUGUAAAGUUGAGGGUUCAAACCUGCGUAACAGUGAUGAUCGGGACAAGUAUCUGGGUCGUGUCACUUUCCGGGUCAGAGUGUCAGAGUAA